CAUAAUAUGUACACACAGAGCUUGGCACUGAAUUCCUCCAUGUGCAUUGGUUCACCAAUUAGGCCUUUGAUUAUUGUGUUAGGAAUUAACUGUUAAAUGACUUUAAAUUGGAUUAACUGACAGAUAUGCAGAUGUCACAGGGCUUUUCAAUACUGGCGAAUAAAUUUCGUUGACGAGACAUCCAGGGUUUUGAGCUUUGCUCACGAGCUGCGGGCUGCCUCGUGCCUCUAUCCUUUCUCACAUAUUUAUCAGCGAUCCUUCGUGAAUACAUAAACGAGCCGGAUAUCUUCAGCAUUUUCCUUUCUACUGUUAGUGGACGUAUUGGAUCAAAAUGGCAGUGGGACCAGUCGUUCUCCUGGUCCUCCUUCCCGUGUUGGCCCAAGCAUGCGUGCAGGAGCAGAUCACGGUCACCAAGAAUAUGAGCUUCAUUGGGUUGAUAGGAGACAAGUUAUGCAGCACGCCGGAUUAUUGUGUGGACAAACAGACCCAGGAGAAAAAAGGAUGCCUCAAGUUGAGGUGCCAUUACACUGAGGAAAAGAAGAACCCGGACCACGCUACCUGCAAGUGCGAGUGCAUUUGCAUCAAGGCCUGUCCGAAGGCGGGCGAAGUGUGCAACUCUAGGACACAGACAUGUGAACCCUUUUGCCCAACCGAAACAAUUCCGAACGGCGGCAUCGGAAACAAGACCCAUUUCUCUGGCGACAUCGCGAACGUCACGUGUCAUGAUAACUACACUUUAGUAGGCGAGGAAGAGGUACAAUGUCUGCCGAAUAAAACGUGGAGCCAACCACCCCUCUGCACGAAAAUCUGUCCCGAUCCUCCAAGGAUUGAACAUGGGUUAUUGAUAACCGAAAACAAGACGGAAUACCUCCCCAAUGACGUCAUGAAGUAUAAGUGUGACGUAAACUUUACCUUUGUUGGUGGUCAUGACUCGAUCACGUGCCUGAAAGAUGGAACCUGGGGAAGUGGUAUCACGUGCAAAGAAAAUGGAUCCGCGGCACUUGUUGCAGGGAUGUUGGCCAUGGCGCUGUGUUUUCUCUUCACGAUGUUUUUCAUGUAAUAAACGAGCUGCGAUUUUCAUCCGCGAGGAGGCGCUCCAAGCUUUGGACUCGUACACGACAUCUUCGUCGAUGUUGUUGCCGAAUGUGUAAACGGCAUUUUGGGGACAUCGGAAUACAUUGAAUCUCAGGUGACACAGAAAGCUAAUAAAUUACUCGUCAGUGA
Molecule: messenger RNA, 1224 nt
Organism: Lineus longissimus
Lineage: Eukaryota; Metazoa; Nemertea; Pilidiophora; Heteronemertea; Lineidae
Product: complement receptor type 2-like
Exons: 6
Coding region: 332-1060 (242 amino acids)
Source: RefSeq, a predicted model, not a curated record